AAUUUUUUUUUCUCAAUCAAUAAUUAUUUACCGGUGGUGUGUACUCUACUCAGUGGUUCUCUACUCCGGUAUCAGAAUCCAUAAAAAAUAGGGAAAUUGAUUUAGCGGCCGCCGUAGCUUCCGCCGCAACUGAACUGAAAUGUUGCUAUCGCAGUGCCAUCUUCUUCACUCUCAAAUUCCUAAUACUACCUCCCGUCUCCAACUCCAACCAAACAAAUUGGCCUCUCCGUCAUCUUCCAGACUCAGACUCAGAGCCAUGGCUUCCUCUUCGUCUCCUCACCAACUCACUCACUUCGCCAAUGUCGCCAACAAAGCCGCCGACGCCGCCGGAGAUGUUAUCCGUAAAUAUUUCAGAAAAAAAAUCGACAUUAUUCACAAACAGGAUCUCAGUCCUGUCACCAUUGCUGAUCAAUCCGCGGAGGAAGCUAUGGUUUCAGUCAUACUUGACAAUUUCCCUUCUCAUGCUGUUUAUGGAGAGGAAAAGGGGUGGAGGUGUAAACAAAACAGUGCUGAUUAUGUUUGGGUAUUAGAUCCCAUUGAUGGAACUAAGAGUUUUAUCACUGGGAAACCCUUAUUUGGUACUCUCAUUGCUCUUUUGCAAAAUGGCACACCAAUCCUUGGCAUAAUUGAUCAACCUGUGUUAAAAGAAAGAUGGAUUGGGAUAACUGGAAAGAAAACUACUCUCAACGGACAAGAAGUGUCCACACGCACUUGUGCAGACCUUUCUCAAGCAUACUUGUACACUACAAGCCCGCAUCUUUUUAGUGGAGAUGCAGAAGAGGCAUUUAUCCGAGUUAGAGACAAGGUUAAAAUUCCAUUAUACGGUUGUGACUGCUAUGCAUAUGCUCUUUUGUCUUCUGGCUUUGUGGAUCUUGUUGUUGAGUCCGGUCUGAAGCCAUACGAUUUUCUUGCAUUGAUACCUGUUAUUGAAGGCUCUGGAGGUGUCAUAACUGAUUGGAAAGGACACCAACUCCGUUGGGAAGCUUCUCCACUUUCAAUCGCAACAAGUUUUAAUGUUGUAGCGGCCGGUGACAAACAGAUUCACCAACAAGCUCUAGAUUCAUUAAAAUGGUAGUAUGGAUGCUAACCAGAGUACAGUUCAAGUCUGUAAUCUUCUUUAGAAGCCAAUUCCUAGUUUAGAUGUUUGUAAAGACGCAUAUUAUGAUACCGUUGCUAGGUAUCUAUUUAUCAAAGUUCAAAUGGUGUUGCCAGGCACUGUGAACAUUAUUUUAACUCAGACAUAUCAGAAAUUUUUAUUGAA
Lathyrus oleraceus (garden pea) is the source of this 1261-nucleotide messenger RNA. RefSeq names its product bifunctional phosphatase IMPL2, chloroplastic. Gene Ontology annotation, biological process: L-histidine biosynthetic process. Lineage: Eukaryota; Viridiplantae; Streptophyta; Magnoliopsida; Fabales; Fabaceae. The transcript is spliced from 9 exons. The record is from RefSeq and is a predicted model, not a curated record. Bases 140 to 1075 code for a protein of 311 amino acids. Gene Ontology annotation, molecular function: histidinol-phosphatase activity.